This is a messenger RNA of Lactuca virosa, 201 nucleotides long. NCBI's taxonomy places the organism in Eukaryota, Viridiplantae, Streptophyta, Magnoliopsida, Asterales, Asteraceae. The record is from the annotation of a GenBank genome assembly.
AUGACUACAAACGGUCACAAUUCAAAGAGGUUUUUCAUCUCACUCCUCUUAAUCGAGAUCUUUCUGUUGGUUGGAUCAUUACAGACAGAAACACCUUGUAAAAUAUCUUUGUUUUUAGGUUCUUCCUGGAUACAGGUUUAUCUGCUCCCGGCUGAAGUUUUGAAGACAGAUCUUGUUAAACUUAUUGGAAAACUUUUCUAG